UUCACUGAGCGAGCAUAUUGUGCGUGUAGUCGGUGUGACAUGGCUACGAGCAAUACAGAAGAAAUUGAGGAAGUUGAAGGGAAGGAGCAUGAAAUAACCAAUUUCGAUGAAUUUCCACCAGAAGUUUUAAUCAAACAUCCACUUCAACACACGUGGACCCUUUGGUAUUAUGAACCGGAUAGGAAUAAAUCAUGGGAAGAGAGCCAAAGGAAAAUCACAAGCUUCGAUACAGCAGAAGAUUUCUGGAGUUUGUACAACCAUAUCAAGGCUGCAUCUGAGCUAAGACAAGGUUGCGACUAUAGCAUGUUCAAGCAAGGAAUCAGACCAAUGUGGGAAGAUGAUGCCAAUAAACGUGGUGGAAGGUGGCUUAUAAACUUAGAUAAGAAACAAAGAGCCACAGAUUUAGAUCACUUUUGGUUAGAGACUCUUUUAUGUAUGAUUGGUGAAGCUUUUAAUGGAUACUCUGAUGAUGUUUGUGGAGCUGUAGUAAAUGUAAGGCCAAAAGGAGAUAAAAUUGGUGUAUGGACUGCAAAUGCUAGUAGUGAACAUAGUGUCAUAGAAAUUGGGCGUAAACUGAGAGAGAGAUUAAAAAUCACAUCAAAAGUAUCUAUAGGAUAUCAAAUACAUAAAGACAUUAUGCUCAAAGUAGGAAAUCAAACAAAGAAUGCUUAUGUUAUCUAAAAACUGUUGAUGUUGCAUUAAUGUCACGAUUUCUUACUUAUACAAAAAAAAACAUUAAACUGGAUUAAC
Molecule: messenger RNA, 750 nt
Organism: Dufourea novaeangliae
Lineage: Eukaryota; Metazoa; Arthropoda; Insecta; Hymenoptera; Halictidae
Gene: eIF4E4
Product: eukaryotic translation initiation factor 4E-like
Exons: 4
Coding region: 40-681 (213 amino acids)
Biological process (GO): translational initiation
Cellular component (GO): cytoplasm; eukaryotic translation initiation factor 4F complex
Molecular function (GO): RNA 7-methylguanosine cap binding; translation initiation factor activity
Source: RefSeq, a predicted model, not a curated record